CCAUGCCGCAGUUUGAGCCAUACGAUCCGAGCAAGAACGCCCGCCAAGAUGGUAAAUAUACCGAUAUCGACCCCAAGAAAAUCUGCCGUUUAGAGAUAUUCCCUCCUAUUGGUAUUUCUCGGCUGGGGGAUUCCAAUGACGAGUACUUUUACGGACCUGAAGUCCCUGGUGGUACUGAUCACCACUUUGGGAAGUUCAGGGAUGGAGACCAAAAGAUUAGACGACAGGCGGCCAGAUUCCGUGUUUACGCGUAUGGUGAAGGUGAUACAGCGUUGGGAGAGGUUAACCUAGCCAAUGGAUAUCAGCUCAACUGGAAGGUUCACGUCGCGAACAAGAAGCCCGCGUAUUAUCAUUCUCGAGGUCAAUAUCGAGUUCGUGAAGGAGACCCCGACCCAAAAAGGCUGCGUAAUCCCGACGUUCAAUCCGUUUCGGAAGAUAGACUCACGGGCGAGCCUUUUGACGAGUCUAUGGAGAGCCGCGACAAAUUGAUCAUCGAUCCUGGGGCAAAGACGAUCACUCGAGAACCAAACGGACCUUCCGAUCCAUGUGUCGAGCUUAGCGCGCCAUUCCAUGGAUCCAAGGAUCAGCCG
Molecule: messenger RNA, 590 nt
Organism: Acaulospora colombiana
Lineage: Eukaryota; Fungi; Glomeromycota; Glomeromycetes; Diversisporales; Acaulosporaceae
Source: the annotation of a GenBank genome assembly